UUCGGUUCACCAUUUUUGGCAACCACCUUUUCAACACUGUUGCUCAGCUUUCUUUAUUCAAACAUUGCCUAUUGUGCUUACAGGAAAUAAGAUCAUUGCUGUGGACUCCUGGUUUGGUGCUUGGUGGGUGGCCCACCCCCUUUUCCUGCCUGGUUUGACGCGAGUCAAAGCUAACACACUUUCUCCAGCCACCGCCUGAGGUUGAUUCCCAGUUGGGAGACUCCCUGGCUGCUCCCUUCGCUCCAUGCCCUGGAAAAGGGGCACGAUCCUGUGGGCCACGUGAAGAGCUAGCGUGAAGAAGUCCGAUUCCUUUAAGUGAGCAGCGGCGACUGCGUUAGCAGUUAACUCCUGAAUCAGCGCCAGAAGCAGCAGGAGAUCUGCCGUGACUGCACCCAGAGCUGCCACGUUUUCUGGGUUCUUUGUACCUGAUCGACCGUGACUAUGGCGAUGUCUGUCCUGGGAACAGAAUACUAUACGGAGGAGCCAGAUCCCGGGGACCUGAUUGAGAUUUUCCGUUCUGUGUACCAGCACUGGGCCAUCUAUGUGGGAAAUGGUUAUGUCGUUCACCUAGCUCCACUCUGCGAAGUCCCUGGGGCCGGCUUCGGCAGCGUGAUGUCCGUCACCGCCGACAUCGCGUACGUGGAGAAGGAGAAGCUGAGCGUGGUGGUCGGCACGGACGAGUACCAGAUCAACAACAAGCAUGAUGCGAGGUUCUCCCCUCUGCCCAAGGCCAAGAUUGUCCGUCGGGCCGAGGAGAUGGUGGGCCAGGUGCUGCGGUAUUCCAUCAUCACCAGCAAUUGCGAGCACUUUGUCACUAAAAUCCGCUACGGGGAAGCCAGGAGUGACCAGGUUAGAGAUGCGGUUGCCUACACCAUUGGAGGGGUAGCUUUGGCUGGUCUCGUGGGAGGAAUUUUCUGGAUGGCUUCGAAGAACAAGCAGAGGAACCGAGAAGAUGACUAUUAGCAGAUGCUCUGAGGAGCUGUAUCUGUGUGCUUUCUGUAACAUCACCUGCCCAGAUGCUGGACGGCCCAUUUCAAAAUUUCAUCGCAUUUCAUUUGAAAGCACUUUUGAAAGGAAGGCAUACUUGAAAGGAAGUAUAUUUCCCUCCCCACAUCCCAAGCAACCCUCCUUCCUGCGUGCACCCACCAGCCCCUCCCCAAAAUGCAAAGACAUAAAUAAAAGUGGCCUUUUAACUUUU
Varanus komodoensis (Komodo dragon) is the source of this 1198-nucleotide messenger RNA. RefSeq names its product phospholipase A and acyltransferase 3-like. Gene Ontology annotation, cellular component: cytoplasm. Bases 442 to 963 code for a protein of 173 amino acids. The transcript is spliced from 5 exons. The record is from RefSeq and is a predicted model, not a curated record. NCBI's taxonomy places the organism in Eukaryota, Metazoa, Chordata, Lepidosauria, Squamata, Varanidae. Gene Ontology annotation, biological process: N-acylphosphatidylethanolamine metabolic process. Gene Ontology annotation, molecular function: glycerophospholipid phospholipase A1 activity; A2-type glycerophospholipase activity.